This is a messenger RNA of Ilex paraguariensis (yerba mate), 2371 nucleotides long. The record is from the annotation of a GenBank genome assembly. NCBI's taxonomy places the organism in Eukaryota, Viridiplantae, Streptophyta, Magnoliopsida, Aquifoliales, Aquifoliaceae.
CACAAACAGAGAGACGGACACAGCGACAGACACGCUCCCCACAGAUUUUCUUGGCCGAGAAAAGGCGAGAAAAUUUUCACUGAAUAUGACCCUUCUGAGACCUCCUCCUGCUCUGAAGUGCUACUCUCUCCGAGUAAUGGCGUCGCGUUUUCUCACUUGCUCUUCCAUUCAUACCCAAACCACCUACUCUCUGUCUUCAUCUUUUACUCCUCCCCCUCUUCUCCUUAAUACCAGGACAAGUUUUACAUUGAGAAGAGUUCGUAGUAGGAUUUUGUUUAGAAAUGCGUUCUCUCUAAGGGCGUUUAUGUCUUCAAGUAUUGCCACCGAGCCUUUUCAAGAAAGUACUAGCUCAAAAGCUUAUGGGUCUGAACAGAUUCAGGUAUUGCAAGGUUUAGACCCUGUUAGAAAAAGACCAGGAAUGUAUAUUGGAAGCACUGGACUUCGUGGUUUGCACCAUUUGGUUUAUGAAAUAUUAGAUAAUGCUAUUGAUGAGGCGCAAGCAGGAUUUGCUUCAAAGAUAGAUGUUGUCCUAUAUGAGGAUAAUUCUGUCAGCAUCACUGACAACGGGCGUGGGGUAUUGCAAGGUUUAGACCCUGUUAGAAAAAGACCAGGAAUGUAUAUUGGAAGCACUGGACUUCGUGGUUUGCACCAUUUGGUUUAUGAAAUAUUAGAUAAUGCUAUUGAUGAGGCGCAAGCAGGAUUUGCUUCAAAGAUAGAUGUUGUCCUAUAUGAGGAUAAUUCUGUCAGCAUCACUGACAACGGGCGUGGGAUUCCAACUGACUUGCAUCCGGCAACCAAAAGGUCUGCUUUGGAGACUGUGUUGACGGUUUUGCAUGCAGGUGGCAAAUUUGGUGGUUCAAGUAGUGGUUACAGUGUCUCAGGUGGAUUACAUGGUGUGGGUUUAUCUGUUGUUAAUGCAUUGUCCGAGGCAUUAGAAGUUACUGUUUGGCGUGAUGGAAAGGAGUACCAGCAGAAAUAUUCUCGUGGGAAGCCUAUGACGACUUUGUUAUGUCAUGAGCUUCCUAAAGAAUCAAAAGAUCGUGAAGGGACACGGAUAAGGUUUUGGCCUGAUAAAGAAGUGUUCACGACUUCAAUUCAGUUUGACUACAAUACCAUAGCUGGACGAAUAAGGGAACUUGCUUUUCUAAACCCUGAGCUUACUAUUACUCUGAAGAAGGAAGAUGCUGACAUAGAGAAGAACCAGUAUAAUGAAUACUAUUAUGCUGGGGGAUUGGUUGAGUACGUGAGAUGGCUAAAUACUGAUAAGGCAGAUUCACAGUUCACAGUCAUGGAAUCACAAUUGCUAGUCAAGAAACCACUUCAUGACAUCUUGGGUUUUAGAAAAGCAGUAGAUGGAAUCACAAUUGAUGCAGCUCUUCAAUGGUGUUCGGAUGCAUAUUCAGAUACAAUGCUGGGAUAUGCUAAUAGCAUACGUACUAUUGAUGGUGGUACUCACAUAGAUGGUAUGAAGGCUUCCCUAACUAGAACUCUCAACAGCCUGGGGAAAAAGUCAAAGAUUAUCAAGGAUAAGGAUAUAAGUCUAAGUGGUGAGCAUGUAAGGGAGGGAUUGACAUGUGUAAUCUCAGUCAAAGUUCCAAAUCCAGAGUUUGAAGGACAAACAAAGACAAGGUUGGGAAAUCCGGAGGUGCGAAAGGUGGUUGAUCAAUCUGUUCAAGAGUAUCUUACUGAAUUCUUGGAGUUGCAUCCAGAUAUACUUGAUUCAAUACUUUCCAAGUCCCUUAAUGCUCUCAAGGCAGCUCUGGCAGCGAAGAGGGCAAGGGAGCUGGUGAGACAAAAGAGUGUCUUGAGAUCGUCAUCUCUUCCCGGAAAGCUUGCUGAUUGUUCAGCAACAAAUCCUGAAGAAUCUGAAAUAUUUAUUGUUGAAGGAGAUUCAGCUGGUGGAAGUGCAAAACAAGGUCGUGAUAGGCGCUUUCAGGCCAUUCUUCCUUUAAGGGGUAAAAUUUUGAACAUUGAACGAAAAGAUGAAGCAGCAAUGUACAAGAAUGAAGAGAUUCAGAAUCUUAUUCUUGGUUUGGGACUUGGAGUAAAGGGUGAGGAUUUUAAAAAGGAAGCUCUUCGCUAUCAUAAGAUCAUAAUCUUAACUGAUGCUGAUGUAGAUGGUGCUCAUAUUCGGACGUUGCUAUUGACCUUUUUCUUUAGAUAUCAGAGAGCUCUAUUUGACGAAGGGUGCAUUUAUGUUGGUGUUCCACCCUUGUACAAGGUUGAGAGGGGAAAGCAAGCAUACUAUUGCUAUGACGAUGCAGAACGUAAACAACUUCAGAGCUCCUUCCCUGCAAAUGCAUCAUACAGCAUUCAGAGGUUCAAAGGUAAGACCAGACACAUGAUGCGUAAGACUCCCCUGAAUGUUUAG